Yarrowia lipolytica CLIB122 is the source of this 1002-nucleotide messenger RNA. RefSeq lists its product as uncharacterized. The record is from RefSeq and is a predicted model, not a curated record. Gene Ontology annotation, molecular function: RNA binding. Gene Ontology annotation, biological process: nuclear polyadenylation-dependent rRNA catabolic process; CUT catabolic process; poly(A)-dependent snoRNA 3'-end processing. Gene Ontology annotation, cellular component: nuclear exosome (RNase complex); cytoplasmic exosome (RNase complex). NCBI's taxonomy places the organism in Eukaryota, Fungi, Ascomycota, Dipodascomycetes, Dipodascales.
AUGGCCAUCUUGACGAUUCAAAAGGCGACUCCCCGAGAGGAGGAAGACGUGGAAAUGGUGUAUUCGGACGCCGACUCGGACGCCGAGGAGCAGAUGGUCAUGUCUGACGACGAAAACGAAGAUAUGGACGACAAUGCUCAGGCAGCAAACGUGGCUGCGGGUCUGGUGACGCCCGGCAAGCUGAUUACAGAGGACCCCAUUUGGAUGCGAGGCCACGGUACCUACUCGGUGGGCAACAAGACCUUCUCAUCCACUGCUGGAGUGGUGACCAAGACCAACAAGCUGCUGAGUGUGGUACCGCUGCGAGGCCGAUACCAACCCCAGAUCGGAGACCACGUGGUGGGACGGAUUGUGGACGUGGGAGUGAAGCGAUGGCGGGUCGACAUUGGCGCCAAGCAGCUGGCUGUGCUUCAGCUGGGCUCCGUUAACCUGCCCGGAGGUAUUUUGCGUCGAAAGCAGGAGUCCGACGAGCUGCAGAUGCGAGGAUUCCUCAAGGAAGGAGAUCUCAUCAACACAGAGGUUCAGUCGCUGUACCAGGACGGAUCUGCUGCUCUGCAUACCCGUUCGUUGCGGUACGGUAAACUGCGUAACGGAGUUCUCAUCACUGUGCCCAGCGCUCUGAUUGUGCGUGCAAAGAGCCAUGUUCACCAACUGCCUGGCGGAGUGGACACUGUGGUGGGAGUCAAUGGCUGGAUCUGGCUAUGUAUGGCCUGGGCCAAUUCUCACCUGACUCGAGAGAACACCACAAGUAUCACUCGACUGGAAGAAGAGGCCUCUUUGACUGAGACAUACAGUGACAAGAACGAGGACAUUCCCCGGUCUGUCAGAGAGAACAUUGCGCGGUACGCCAACUGUUUCAAGGCUCUGGCUGCUAAUGAGGUUGGUAUCACCGAAGAUCGAGUCAUUGCUGCCUACGAAGCCAGUUUGGUGUACCCUAGUGCUGGAGACUUGAUUGAUAAGGAGGCAAAGGAGAUUAUUGCUGCCAAGGCUAUUGCUGCGUGA